Molecule: messenger RNA, 633 nt
Organism: Pseudonaja textilis
Lineage: Eukaryota; Metazoa; Chordata; Lepidosauria; Squamata; Elapidae
Source: RefSeq, a predicted model, not a curated record
AUGUUCCCAGUGCCUCUGCCGCCCCUGGUCAGCCACCCCUCCAGGCCACUGGCUCCUCUGCCACCGCUUCCACUAUCCAAUGCCCUGGCCAGUGAGGUGGACCUGGACGGCUGCAGCAAGGAGGAGAUGGUGCGCUGCUUGCACUGGGAGGAGGCCGAGAAGCUGGCGGCACUGGUGCAAUGUGGCCAGCUGAUCCAGGGCAUGAACCAGCAGCUGCAGGAGCACCUGUGCAAGAUCCGUGAGCUGAAAGCCAUCUACGGGCGGCUGCAGGCAGAGAACCGCAAGCUGCGCAACCUCUGCUAUUUCCUGGAUGAGGACCAGCUGAAAGCCAAAUGCCUGGCCAGCCACUGGCAGAUCUUCGGUCAUCACAUGGCCCAAGUCCUGCGCUACGAGGUGGCCAGCUGCCUGUGCAAGCUGGCCGGCUUGGAAGGGCUGCUCACCCCAUUGAGCCCCUUGCACCACUCUGGUGCAACCAAUGGGGUGAACCUGAGGGGUCCACCUUUGCAGUCAUACUUUGCCACCAGAAAUGCUAUUGUAGGAGAAGAUGAAGAUGAGCCUGAGGGAGAGGUCAAGCAUAUCAUCAGUUUGGAGUCCCUUCGUGCCCACAAGAGAUCAACCAGCAAUUUGCCUUGA